GAGUCACCACAGGGAGCAUCAAAUUAAACCGGUCAGCUGACUGCUGCGGGAACACAGAGGUUUAUGCGAAGUUAUUAUCAAAGAAGAUAUUAUUAGUUUUCACAUAAAAACGACAUAAAGAAUUGAGCGAAGAUAACGCGCAUCCAACAAAACUGAUUGUGCGGGAAAGUAGAAAAAAAAACAUAAUCAGAAAAGAAAAAAAACACAAAAGGAGAUCUAGGAGAUCUAAAAACUCUGACUGAAAAAUUAUAAAUUUAUCAAAGAACGUGAUCACGGCAAAAUAAAGAAAUCACGAUGAACAUGGAUUGGAUAGAAUAUAAUUACACGCAGAUGUUUCGUCGCUUAUUCAUGGCUACGUCGGACUACGAAAGUACAGAUUCGCAAGCGACUAUAGACGGUGUGCCGGUACGAAAGUUAUUCGUCAGCAACUUGGCUCAAAGGAGUACCUUUAAAGAUUUGCAAAAGUGCUUUUCUACGUACGGAGACGUUGAGAGUUGUUAUUUGCGUAGAAAUAAAAAAAGCAACUACGCAUUUGUCACAUUUUUUAAAGUAGAAGAUGCAAAACAAGCGCUGGAAAAUGGAAUAUCCAAACAAGUAAGAUUACACAACAGAGACUUGAAGGUACUGCCUGCGGAUUCUUGGCAUCAACCUGAUAAUAUAGAAAACAAAAUGAAUAAAGUCUAUAAAACAGAACCACUAUCACCUGAAACAUCAAUUUUAUCAAGCUCAAUAGCCGUACAAAUAGAAAAUUCACUGUACAGGCCUGACGUACUGUCUCCCAUAUUUUCACUUUUGCCAUUUAAACAUAGAUUGAUUAUGGAAGAAGUCUGUAAAUACUGGCAAAUAGCAGUACAACAGCGAGAAGCAUGGAUCGAUAUAAAAAAAUUAAGCCUUACAUCUAAAAAGUGGGAAGGUGUGAACGUUCACUCACUUCGAACAGCUUCAUUUCGUCGAAUUUUACAGAGAUGUGGCCGAUUUCUAAGAGAACUAGAUCUGUCGUAUCAAUUUCAUUGUUUAGGUUUAAGUACGGUGUCCGUCAUUGCAAACUUUUGUACCAUAUUGGACACUCUCGAUCUUUCUGGAUUAACAAUUACUAGCUCAAGCUUAGACAUUUUAGCAGUUAAAUGUGAAUAUUUGAAGAAAUUUACCUUGGGGACAACACUGACCGCCUGUGAUAUUGAACUUACGAAUGUUUUUAAAAGAGCACACUUAGAAUAUCUAGCUCUGAAAAGAACCAACAUUACAGGCCAUUGUUUGCUAUCUUUGCGGCCAGAAGAGAUAUCUACUCUGAUAGUGAACAGAUGCGAAGAACUUCAAGAUAACCGUUUUGCCGAUGCAUUAAACAAGUUGAAGUUGACUUGUCUUGAAAUACGUUUCUGUUCUCGCUUACAAAGUAGGACAAUACAGGCUAUCUGCAAUUGUACAACUUUAGAAUCAUUAGAGUUUGAUGGAAACCUCUUCAAGUCGAUGAGUGACAACCACUUGUUAAAUAAGUUACCUAAAAAACUCGUCAAUCUGACAAACUUGACACUUAUAUACGUUAUCAAUUUGCAAACCGCUUUCUUUAAAAAUUUGGCAUUACAUUGUCGAAAACUUACCUUUCUAACCAUAGCAGGUUGCAAAACGGUGACAGAAGAGGAACUUAGAUGGUUUGUUCAUUUAACAAAAUUAAAAAAGUUAAUUCUCAGUAAUGUAAAUAUUACUGACGAGAGUUUGUCAAACAUACACGGUUUAACACAUUUUGAAUGUCGAAGAUGUACAUAUAUUAAAAGUGACGGCAUAAAAGAAGUACUUAGAAGAUCGCCUGAUUUACAAGUAUUAGAUCUCUCCGGCUGCGCUAAAGUUAAUAACGAUAUUCUAGAGGUUGCUAAUGAAAUGACCAGAAACCGACGCAAUAACUUAACGUUAAAUAUAUAUGUCGGAGGAACUGCCAUUACAAGUAGACAGAACUAUCCUGAUAAUCAGCGGUUAAAAAUAUUUAACGUUAAUCUUUCUGACAUCGAAUUAUAUAAAAACGAUCUGUCAAUUAUAGAAAGAAGUUUGCCAGAUCAACUAGUUGAAGAAGAGGAAGAAGAAGAAGUGGAAGAAGAAAUGGAAGAAGAAGAUGAAGAAAGUGAAGAAAGUGAAGAGAGUGAAGAGAGUGAAGAGAUUGAAUAUUCCGAUUGAGCAACCGUCGGAGACAAAAGUGAAAUUUUAUGGAGCUUUACAGAUAAUACUCAGUAUACAAAAAGUCUAGUCAGAAAAAGUUGUUUUAUAAAAAUUAGUCGGGCAAUAAUUAAAAUGUCUGAAGAAAUUAAAUGUUUUAACUAAAAAUUACAAGAUUGAGUCAUCGACUUUUUAACUAAAUUAUAGAUAAAUUGUUUUUUUUUACUUCUAUAAAUAUCAGAGAAUUAAUGCACGUUUUAAUAUAAUAGUUAACUUACUUAGGUACUAAUUGACUAAAAUAUAAAUAAUGAUGUAUGUGUGUGUAUAAUGAAUAAAUAUCCUAUAUAAUUGUUAGUAUAUUGUGAGUGUUAUUUUUAUAUAUAUGUCGCAAAAUAUUAAAUCAAACUCAUGAACUCAUAUAUACGUACAUAUUAACCAUCGACUGUGAUUCUUUUGAGCGCAUGUUUACUUCUAUAUAUGUCUAUGUAUUUUCAAAGAUAUUAAUUAUAUAAAUAAUAUAAAACUAUUCUUGUGAUAAAAAAUAAUACAAAUACACUUUUGUACAAAUCUGUGUUAAUCUACACUUCUGGAUUUCGAAAUACUAAAAUCUGCGGAAGGGAAACAAUUACACUCUUACCCAUAAAAUACAUUAUUCUAUUGUUGUAUUUAUAAUUAAUAACAUUUAUCGAUAAAUGAUGAAUUCAUACAACUGCAAUUACGAUGCACAUAUUUUUAUAAUAACAAGAGUUACGCACAUAUUUUUAUAAUUGCUAAAAAUUACGAUUUUUGCGCAAAAUUAUGGGUCACCGCUUGAUAAAACUGCUUUCUAUAUAAUUUUUAUACAGUGUGAUUAUUAAUUAUUAUAAACUGUUAUCACACAAUUGUAUAUCUCUUUCUGCGCGACUAAUUUACUUACUAUGAUAAAUUAUGAAGACAAUUUUUUUUUUUUUUUACAACACACGACAUUAUAUGCGUUUGCUCUUAUACUAUCAAUAUUAUUGUAUUUUAGUUUAUGAUUUAAACAUAAUAUAUGAGACCUUAAUCCAUAAGCGUUUCACGCUUUUACAUGUUACACACCGAUAAAUAUUUUAUUCGGCUUGCAAAACCAAUAUAUAUCACGUAUUAUGGUAGAUAUACUUGUCAACAAUCAGUGAUGUUUAAAUCAAGUUUUGAAAUGACUAUUACUUUAUGUGCAAUACGUGAGGACCAACCUGUAGAUUUUUCAUCUACAAAAAUACGCAUAAAAAAUUUUAUAAUCAAUAAUAAAUUGAUUAUUACAAUUUUAGCGUAUAUAUAAUAAUAAUAAGCUAUUCAUUUAUAUAGUUUUACGACAUUCUAUUGCAUUGUUUACGAUAAUUGUGACUUGUUGAAAGAGAGAGAGAACCCAGAUAGCCAAAUGUGAAAACUCAAUAUAAAGCAAAUCAUUGUAUAGAUUAAGUUGC
Pseudomyrmex gracilis is the source of this 3587-nucleotide messenger RNA. RefSeq lists its product as uncharacterized. Lineage: Eukaryota; Metazoa; Arthropoda; Insecta; Hymenoptera; Formicidae. The record is from RefSeq and is a predicted model, not a curated record. Gene Ontology annotation, biological process: SCF-dependent proteasomal ubiquitin-dependent protein catabolic process. The transcript is spliced from 7 exons. Gene Ontology annotation, cellular component: SCF ubiquitin ligase complex. Gene Ontology annotation, molecular function: protein binding; RNA binding. Bases 295 to 2166 code for a protein of 623 amino acids.